CUGAGUAGCUCCGGAGAGUGUCAAUGUAUGUGCCCAAACUCAGUAGAACAAGCACUAACGAUAGCAGAACUUGAAAAAUCGAGGAGAUGGCUCAUGGCUGCUCUCACCAUAUAGUUCAAAGGUUCACUAUCCAAUGAUGCUAUUUAUGUUUAGGGUACUUAUUGUAUAACUGGUUAUAACAGAUAUGUUGUUUUAUGAUGACAUAUAUUUAGGAAAGAACAUAUUCAAAUAGAGAAAUUUUGCUGUGUUAGAUUUUUAUUAUUACCAAGUAUAUGAGUUUGCUCUAUCUGGUUGUCUCAAAGUAUAACAGUUAUACGAGAAUAUGAUAAUCAAUUGCAUGUUUGUGAAGAACAGAGCCCUGUAAGUGUGGCAGUAUUGUCUCUUUCUAGAGACAUACUUGACUGCUUAUUAAGUUGUGGGUUGUUUUUUGACAGAUAUAUUUUCUCACUUUCUUACAACAACUUAGUCUCCAGUUAUUGUACAAGUCUGGUGCGCAAGUGUUGUUUCGUUCCAUCUUCAGUUUGAUUAUUGUUUUUUUUUGGUGAGAAAAUUUCUGAUCUAUUCAUCAACUGUCAAGGCAGUACAAUUCCUAUUUUUAUUUUUUAAACAGGGUUCCUAGAUCAAAUUGUCUGGGCUGGGACAAGAAAAGGAACAUGCUCUUGACUGAGCGCGGGCCACGGAGAUGGUGAGGAUGCCGAGCUGUCUGCGGCAUGGUCGUUGCUCCUCCGGACUUGGUAGGAGGAGUGAGGAGGUCGAUCCAUCCUCGGCUUCGUCGUCGUCGUGCAUCCGUCAAGAGAUGCUCGCGCGCCGGGAGACGAAUCCACAUCUGCUCCUGCUCGACUGCUUCCAAAUCGAGUGACGCAUGCUUCUGCUUGCUAUGGAGGCCGCUGCUCUGAUCCGCUCCAACUGCCAGCGAUGUUCCUCCUCAAGGUCAAGGUUGGUACCCAUAUUUGCUUCAGUUUGCUCUUCCCCCUCUCACUUACCUUCCCUCUCAUGCAUGCGCUUGGUUUCUUCCUCACGCAGGCAGGCUGGGUGGGCUCCUCGUCGGCGUCGGCUUUCCCUGCCUGCCACUGCUUUCUGAUGGAGCGGACCUUUGGAUGCUCCUGUGCCUCUGGUGGUGGGCUAGGCUGGAACUGCUCUGUUGGAUCCUUACCUUUCUUUUGCAGUGACACUGAAUGGUUUGGCUGGUCCACAACACAGUCUCAGGGAUGGAUGGUCAAGUUGUAUAUGGCUUCCACCAUGUACGAGAUGAAAAGCCAUAUCUUGCUCAAGGACCAGUUGCAAAUAAGGGCAGUUAAAGAGUGGAUGCCCAACUGCUCUGAUGUAGGCCGCUCCGAAUCAAUUAUCCGAUAUAUGGCGUCUCUUGAAGGAUUCUCAGUGGUCUCAUGCCUCUCUGUCAGGAUUCUCCCAAUUUGAAAGAGGUACACAAACGUUACUUUCUUUGUCAGGGUUUGUCUACAUUUAUCUUUAAGGCUACAACCUGGAGUCUCAUGGGGGUGUGGAGAUGAUACCUAAGUAAUCUAGGGCAUUGCUUUGUUAGGGGUUCACUUAUGUACAAGAAUGGCAUGUUCUUUCUUGUGUAAUAUAUCGUGGGUUUUUUUCUGCUCAACACCAUCUAGACUAUGUAUCAUUGUAACCUGCUUUAUGGUUUGGACCUGAGCGCUGGAGCAUGGUGCUGGACAGGGAACGAGUCCCUAAGACCGCUCUUUGGAAUUCCAAUAUAGAUGAAGAUAGAAGUGAAAUUUGAGGGCCAACAAAUAUGUUGUAUCGUGGAUGUCCCCCUUUACAUCAUUGUUUUAUGAAAUGCACUAACGCUCC
Triticum aestivum (bread wheat) is the source of this 1818-nucleotide messenger RNA. RefSeq lists its product as uncharacterized. NCBI's taxonomy places the organism in Eukaryota, Viridiplantae, Streptophyta, Magnoliopsida, Poales, Poaceae. The transcript is spliced from 5 exons. Bases 916 to 1416 code for a protein of 166 amino acids. The record is from RefSeq and is a predicted model, not a curated record.